GGCCCUUUGCUCAGGUCUCAGGAACUCACUCUCCACACUCUCUGCCCUGCAGGAUGCUGCAGCUGAGCGUGUCCUGGCUGGGACUGGAGACAGUGGCAGCCUCACCAUGGCUGCUUCUUUUGCUGGUUGGGGCUUCCUGGCUUAUAUCCCGAGUCCUGGUCUGGACCUAUGCUGCCUACAACUAUUCUCACCACCUCCAAAAUUUCCCACAGCCUCCAAAACGGAACUGGUUCUUGGGUCACUUGGGCCUGGUUCCCCCGACGGAGCAGGGAUUGAGAGACUUAACUCAGCUGGUGACUAACUACCCCAAGGGCUAUAUGACCUGGAUGGGCCCCAUCACACCCCUCGUCAUUUUGUGCCACCCUGACUUGAUCCGGACAAUGGCCAAUGUCUCAGCUGCUGUUGCAUCCAAGGAUGUGGUCUUCUAUGAAGUUCUGAAGCCGUGGCUGGGGGAUGGGCUCCUGCUGAGUGCUGGCGACAAGUGGAGCAGCCACCGUCGCAUGCUGACACCUGCCUUCCACUUCAACAUCCUGAAGCCCUACGUGAAGAUUUUCAGUGAUAGCGUGAAUGUCAUGCAUGCCAAGUGGCAGCGUCUGGUCACAGAGGGCCACAACCGUUUGGACAUGUUUGAACACAUCAGCCUCAUGACCCUGGACAGUCUGCAGAAAUGUGUCUUCAGCUUUGACAGCAAUUGCCAAGAGAAGCCUAGUGAAUAUAUUGCUGCCAUCUUGGAGCUCAGUGCCCUUGUGGCAAAACGGCACCAGCAGAUCUUCCUGCACAAGGACUUCCUGUACUACCUAACCCCCGAAGGGCGGCGCUUCCGCAAAGCCUGCCGCCUGGUGCACAAUUUCACAGGUGCCGUCAUCCAGGAGCGGCGCUUCUCCCUCCCCAAAGAGGGCAUUGAUGAUUUCCUCAAGGCCAAGGUUAAUGCAAAGACUUUGGACUUCAUUGAUGUGCUCCUGCUGACCAAGGAUGAAGAUGGGAAGGGAUUGUCAGAUGAAGAUAUCCGAGCUGAAGCUGACACCUUCAUGUUUGAAGGCCAUGAUACUACAGCCAGUGGCCUCUCCUGGGUCCUGUACAACCUGGCAAAGCACCCAGAAUACCAGGAGCGCUGCCGGCAGGAGGUGCAUGAGCUCCUGAGGGACCGUGAGCCUAAAGAGAUUGAAUGGGACGACCUGGCACAGUUGCCCUUCCUGACCAUGUGCAUCAAGGAGAGUCUGCGGUUGCAUCCUCCAGUCACUGUCAUCUCCCGUCGCUGUACCCAGGACACUGUGCUCCCAGAUGGCCGGAUCAUCCCCAAAGGUGUUAUCUGCCUCAUCAGUAUUUUUGGGACCCACCACAAUCCAUCAGUGUGGCCAGAUCCUGAGGUCUAUGAUCCCUUCCGCUUCGACCCAGAAAACAUCAAGGGGAGAUCACCUCUGGCUUUUAUCCCCUUCUCAGCAGGGCCCAGGAACUGCAUUGGGCAGACGUUCGCCAUGACUGAGAUGAAGGUGGUCCUGGCACUCACGCUGCUGCGUUUCCGUGUCCUGCCAGACAAGGAGGAGCCGCGCAGGAAACCAGAGCUAAUCCUGCGGGCGGAGGGUGGACUUUGGCUGCAACUGGAGCCUCUGAGCGCUGGCCAGCAAUGACCUACCACCUCUGGGCCUGGGAUCCACCCUGACCCUACACACCUCACUUUGCAGAUUCCCAGGAAUAAAACUGCCACCUCUACCAGAACCCAUUGUGAGCCAGAAGGGGGCGCUUGGGCAUAUGAUGAUCCAGGCAGGUGAGUGUAGCUGUGAAUGUGGAGGAGGGGAGCUGUAUGCUGGUAUGGUAGCUGGAGCUCCAUCUUGGAUUGGGAGGACAAUACUCCUUAGGGAAGGUGGGGCAGAGAGCUAGAUGCCGUCAGACAGAUGACUUUGGACACACCACUCCCUGCCAUUAUAUUACCAAGGUCACCAUCUCAGUCUACCCUUUACUAGCUGUUUUGCAUGGGGAAAAGCAUUUAUCUCUCUAAGCCUCAGUUCCUUUAUUAUAUAGUAGUAGCUGCCUUCUUACACUGUUGUGGAGGUUGAAUAAGCAAGCACAUGCAAAAUGACUGACUGAAAAGAAAAUCAUGGACUUGGAGAAUAGACUUGUGGCUGCCCGAUGGGAGGGGGAGGGAGUGGGAGGUAUCGGGAGCUUGGGGUUAUCAGAUACAACUUAGAAUAGAUUUACAAGGAGAUCCUGCUGAGUAGCAUUGAGAACUAUGUUUAGAUACUCAUAUUGCAACAGAACAAAGGGUGGGGGAAAAAUGUAUACAUGUAAGAAUAACUUGAUCCCCAUGCUGUACAGUGGGGGGGAAAAAAAAACAACAAAAAACCCCAAAGUGACUGACUUAUUGUCUGGUAAGCAUCAGUACUCAAAAGGGGUGAAUUUCCUCCAUUCUUUUUGCAUCAUUUUCUCAAAUUAAAAAUGUUUUAAAGUCAUAAAAAUAUAGUUAAGUUUGGGGAAAAGUGGAAACCUACUGUUGAAGAACCCUGUCAUUAGAAGGCUCAGUAAAUUCAAAAUCUCCCUAGUUUACACUUGUUACAUAGUUUCAAGGGAGUUUGAGGUGAAGCUAGCCUGAAGCUAGGAACUGAAACAAAAAUUUUCCCUCAGAGAGGCAUGACCCAGGACUUCAUUUUCAUCUAGCUCUUCUAGGAAGUGGAGGUCAAGUAGAUCCACAAUGGUGAGAGGAAGGUGGAGGGGCAGGAGUGGUCCUACUCAUUCAGCACCUGGGCCAGCAGCUGCCCCAUGAUUUUGCUUCACUCAGCCUAUAGGGGUCAUCACUGCCACAGCCAUCCUCAGUAGUCAAAAAAAAAAAAAAAACC
Molecule: messenger RNA, 2831 nt
Organism: Phacochoerus africanus (Common warthog)
Lineage: Eukaryota; Metazoa; Chordata; Mammalia; Artiodactyla; Suidae
Product: cytochrome P450 4F2-like
Exons: 12
Coding region: 54-1628 (524 amino acids)
Molecular function (GO): iron ion binding; monooxygenase activity; heme binding
Source: RefSeq, a predicted model, not a curated record